Molecule: messenger RNA, 3045 nt
Organism: Ceratitis capitata (Mediterranean fruit fly)
Lineage: Eukaryota; Metazoa; Arthropoda; Insecta; Diptera; Tephritidae
Gene: Saf-B
Product: SAFB-like transcription modulator
Exons: 9
Coding region: 74-2764 (896 amino acids)
Biological process (GO): regulation of mRNA processing; regulation of transcription by RNA polymerase II
Cellular component (GO): nucleus
Molecular function (GO): RNA binding; sequence-specific DNA binding
Source: RefSeq, a predicted model, not a curated record
AGCCAUUUUGUAUUUUAUUCCAGUUACACAUUUGUGCAGCAAAGUUUUAGAUCUUGAGUUUUUGUUAAAAAUUAUGUCAGAUUCAGGCAAAAAAUUGAGUGACCUACGUGUUUGUGACUUGAAAGAAGAGUUGGAGAAAAGGAAUUUAGACACUGUUGGAGCUAAGGCUACUUUAGUUGAACGGCUUGAGAAGGCAAUAAAAAGUGAGGGACUAGAUCCGAAUAAGUAUCAAUUUUUACCUAGUGCCAAAGGUAUAUCUAAACAAAGUAUUAUGGAUUCAGUAAAAGCGGAUACCAAGACUACGGAAGAAAUAAAAAUCAAGGAAGAACCUAUGGAUCAUGAAGAUGUGGCUUCUAAAAGCGAACAUGGUGACCAGGAAGAGGAUGAUGAAAAUGAACAAUAUGAUGGUGAAGAGGAUGAUGAAGUGGAUCAAGUAGGUGAUGUUGAUGACGAAUGUGUAAUAAUCGAUGAUGAAAGGAGGCAAGGCAAUAAUGGGAUUUCAAAUGUCGGACCAGUUGGCGAAGAGGAGAACGCCGGUGAAUCAAAUGAAGAAUCCAUAAAUUUAACUAUUGGUGAGGAGGAGCAAAAACUUUUACAUGACGAGGCACCUGAUGACAAGGAAAAGACCGAAGCCGAGGGUAUAUCGCAAAAAAACUCCAAAAAGGCAGCAGCUUCAAAGGACGUAAGGACGUCAAAGGGUGGUUCCAGUAGCAACAAGGACGAGCGUAAAAGCAACAAAGUUGAAGAUGAGAAAACAAAGCGAAAGGAAGACAAAUCCAACGAUAAAAAAGAAGAUAGUGACCAAAAAUCUUCAAACAAAACAUCGCAAAAGGAUGACAAAGAAAAGUCCUCAGCCAAUGCCUCAGCGAAAUCGUCUUCCGCAUCAAAGCAGACAACUCCUUCACGUAAUCUUUGGGUAUCUGGAUUAUCGUCAUUAACCCGGGCCAGUGAUCUGAAAACUAUAUUCUCCAAGUAUGGGAAGGUAAUAGGAGCUAAGGUGGUUACCAACACCCGGACACCAGGUACCCGCUGCUACGGUUAUGUAACCAUGUCCUCAUCUUCGGAUGCCAGCCGUUGUAUUGAGCAUUUACAUCAUACCGAGCUGCAUGGACGAAUAAUAUCUGUAGAACGUACAAAGAACGAAAUUGGCAGCAGCUCAACAAGCGCCUCCAAAUCCCGUUCGGAAGGAAUAAAAAAGGAUGAAGAAAAGAAGAUGCGCGACACGACAUCUAAGACGAGAGAUGACAAACGCAAAACUAAUGACUCAGCUAAGAAGGAUGAUUCGUCAAAGAAGCCGGAAGUAGAGAAGGACAAGCAACACGAUAAAGACAAGGAAAAACAAACCAGCCAAAAGGAUGAAAAGGAUAAAGAAAAAGAAAGAGAUAAAGAGAAGAGUGUGGGUAGCAAUCGAGAAAAGCCAGCCGUUUCCAAGGAGGGGAACAAAGAACGUAGUACCAGGGCACAUCCAAAUCGUAGCCGCUCUAAUGAUCGUAAUCGUAAUGACCGAAACAUCCGUGAGCAGCGACAGAGGGAGCGUGAACGUGAACAGCGCAUCAGACAGCGAGAGUACAUACAAUUACGAGAAGAGCGUGAACGUCAACGUUUGCGGGAACGCGAACGUGAACUUCGGGAAGAAGAACGCCGCCGCCGCGAAAUUCGCGAACGCCAACGACAAGAAGAAGCUCGCCUGGCUGAGGAGCGCCGGAAACUAGCUCUGGAACGUGAACGCUUGGAGAAAGAGAAAGCUGAACUGCUGCGUUUGGAACGUGAAAGACAAAAACUAGAACGAGAGAAAAUCGAGUUGGAGCGGCUAGAAUUAAAACGGCAGCAAAUGAAGAUUAUUCACUCUCGUGAGGACCCUAUUAAGAGGCUAUCUAAAAGGUCCAGCGACGAACGUUAUCCUGACGUGGCAGACAGAAAACGAUCAUCCGGAAGUGCCUCUCAUUUCGAAGCACCACCCCCACCGCGUUUCGAUGCUAGUCUUGUGACAUCAUCAAGAGGUUAUGACAAAAAAAGGGAUGAUUAUGGUAGUUCGUCAUCAGGAAAAAGAGGGAUUGAGGAAUACUCGUCUUCAUCGAAACGCAUGGAUUAUUCAAAACGAGACGAUUUUUCCAGUGCAUCUGUUAAGCGCUCUGCGUUGGACGAUUAUCCAGUUGUUCCUGCUAAACGUAGUACAGAUGACUACGGUAAACGCAGUAAUGACUACUUGUCGUCGUCUUCGUCAAAACGUAUCUUGGAAGAAUAUGGGGCAGGCAAAUCUUCACGUGACGAUUACAAGCGAGAGGUUGAAAUCAGGCAUGUAGCAGCUGCAGGCAGCAACAGUUCAUCAUUCCAUUCAAGUCGAGAUGUUAGUUCAACCAUUCAUAAGACCAGUGCUGGACGUUAUGGAGACUCUGAAAGGUCCUCAAGUAGUUACCGACGUGGUGGCAUGGAUGACAUUCGAUCUGCAUCUGGAAACAAGCGUUAUGAUAACUCCAAUUCAUAUGGCGGCUCUAAUAAUGGUAACAGUAUCUGGGCAUCGUCCACACAUUUAAGCGGAAGUACCGGGGGCAGUGGAGUCAAAUCUUACGUCGGUAAUGGUAUGACCAGUAUGCACAGCAAUUCAACUUGGCAAAAAUCUAUUGAAGAAAACAAUUGGCGUCCCAUGCCAUCCACUCAAGAUCGUUUCGAUCGCACGUAUAAUGAACGCUCUAAUAGCGGUUACAACAGUGGAGGAAUGUUUGGGAGUGGGGGACGUUAUGGAGGACAACUUUCACGCUACUAGAAUUUUACUGUGUUACAUGAGUGGCAUGUCCGAAUGGAAGUUUAAGACAGAAUAGACGAAGGAAAUUAUUAUUAAAAUAAUUUAUCUAAGCUAGUAAAUGUUGCGAAUGAUGGUUAUCACGUAGCAUGUAAUUCUAAUUUUAAGUUUUAGAUACCAAUUUGACAAAAACGCGUCGUUCUGUUUAUAAAACUACUUAAAAUGAGUAAUGUAUAGAAAGAUAAUGAUUGAACAAUCAUUAUUUUAACUUUUUCAUUCUGUUUCUUAUUGCUGUUUUCAUUGAU